AUGGAUUCUGAUAUUUGCAGGGAUAUGUCUACAACAAAUAUCACUUUCAUAGCUGACUUGGAUGUAACAAGGGAUUAUUUGAUUAUCAAGGUUCGUGUUAUAAACCAUUGGAAGCAGAAGUCUUUCUACAACAAGAAUGAAAUAUGGUUCAUUGAAUUAAUCUUGGUCGAUGAACAGGGGAGCAAAAUACAAGCAUCUGUCCCUAAAAAAUUCCUCUAUCGAUUCAAAAAUGUUUUAAAAGAUGGGAAAUCAUAUUACAUCACAUCUCCAAGCUUUGCAGCUCUGAAGGCUAAUACUUUUAGGUUAAUUCCCCAAGAUCAAAAACUCACGUUUGUCCAGGAAACAGUUGUUAAAGAAUGUACCCAAUUUAGCGGGCCUAAAUUUGGUUUUUCUUUUGUUGAUUUUCAAUAUGUGCUGUCAAUGGUUCAUCCUCAAAAUUUGUCACUCGAUGUUAUUGGAUUGGUUGUUGGUGUUGGUGAAAUGGCAACAGAAAGCACUGAUAAGUCCAAACACAAAAUUCACAUCCAUAUCCAGAAUGAAAAUGGUUUGGAAAUACGUUUGGUUUUGUGGGGUGAUUAUGCUUACCAGAUGCAAAAGUAUAUACAAGACAAUCCACAAAAUCUUCAAAUCAUUGUUAUACUUCAGUUUGCACAAAUUAAUGUUUGGAGAGAUCGCCCAAGUGUCAACACCUACUAUACAUCCUCAAGAUUGUUCAUAAACUCUGACAUAGAUGAAAUUUCUGUUUUCAAGAAAAGUAGCAAAGCAGUCCCUAACAAUGAUCAAGUAGAUGGAACAGCUAAAUCUUAUGAAUGUCAUAACGGAGAUUGCACAAAAACUACAACAUCUGUGGUUCCAAGAUAUAAGAUUUCAAUCCGUGUUCAAGAUAACACUGGCACUAUCACCUUAACUCUGUUUGAAAGAGAAGGAAGGUAUUUGUUGAAGAAAUCAGCCAAAGAGUUUUUUAACAACGCAGCCAAGAAUGGAGACAAUGUUGAUUUGUAUCCAGUGGAGAUGAAUGCAUUGAAAGGGUUGAAAUUUGCCUUUAAGAUUUCUUCAAACAGAUUCAAUAUGUCCAAAAAACCAACCAAUAUGGCAGAUAAUUCACAGUCAUUAGACUACAAUUCAUCUGAUUUUCAAUCUCAUGACAACAAGACUUUAAAGGAUGCAAUUUCUGCUACGGAUGAUAACAUAACUCCCAACACUUUGGACAAAAACUCAGCAACGAGUCCAUUGAAGAUUUCAACAACAACACCAGUUUUAAAGAGAAAUCUGCAAGAAGUUUUUGAUUUGGAGUCUAAUGAAAAUUUUUCAUCGUCAAGAACUCCAAAGACAUCCCCAGCUGGUCCAAGAAAAGAAUUGUUGAAGGUAAAGGUGGAAAAAGAUGUGUGA
Messenger RNA from Lactuca virosa, 1389 nucleotides. NCBI's taxonomy places the organism in Eukaryota, Viridiplantae, Streptophyta, Magnoliopsida, Asterales, Asteraceae. The record is from the annotation of a GenBank genome assembly.